This is a messenger RNA of Epinephelus fuscoguttatus (brown-marbled grouper), 1363 nucleotides long. RefSeq names its product retinol dehydrogenase 13-like. The coding region runs from base 98 to 1180 and encodes 360 amino acids. The record is from RefSeq and is a predicted model, not a curated record. NCBI's taxonomy places the organism in Eukaryota, Metazoa, Chordata, Actinopteri, Perciformes, Serranidae. The transcript has 7 exons.
UUGUGUUACCCGGCUGUAGUGUUGUCAUAUCAGCUGUGAAAACGGUGUUAAAAUCAUUUUUGAUGCUAUAUUUAACCGUCAGCGUUAUUUUAGAGUCAUGAGCAGAUAUAUUUUACCGGUUUCUGUUUUUGGGACAGUGUUUGGAGCUGCAGUUUUACUGAAGAACCAUGUGACUGGAGGUCGGUGUCCCAGUAAGGCUACCAUUAAUGGGAAGACUGUGGUUAUAACAGGAGCCAACACAGGCAUCGGGAAGGAGACUGCCAGAGAACUGGCCAAGAGAGGGGGUCGGAUCAUUAUGGGAUGUCGUGACAAGGAGAAGUGCGAGGCAGCUGCGAAAGAGAUUCGAGGGAAGACACUGAAUCCUAACGUUUACGCGUGUCACCUCGACCUGGCUUCUGUGAAAUCCAUCCGAGAGUUUGCAGAGAGAAUCAGACAAGAGGAGAGGCAAGUGGACGUACUGAUAAAUAAUGCAGGAGUCAUGAGAUGUCCAGCAGGGAAGACAGAGGAUGGCUUCGACAUGCAGUUUGGAGUUAACCACUUAGGCCACUUCUUGUUGACAAAUCUUCUGCUUGAUAAGUUGAAAGAGUCCGCCCCCAGCAGAGUGAUCAACCUGGCCUCACUCGCCCACAUCGUUGGAAAGAUUGACUUCGAGGACCUGAACUGGGAGAAGAAGAAGUUUGAUACCAAGCAGGCGUAUUGUCAGAGCAAGCUUGCCAAUGUUCUGUUCACCAGAGAGCUCGCCAAGCGAUUACAAGGCACAGGAGUCACGGUGAAUGCUGUGCACCCAGGCGUUGUUGCCACGGAGCUCGGGAGGCACACGGGUCUGCACCAAUCGCAGUUCUCGAGCUCUGUGCUCAGUCCCUUUUUCUCCCUGUUGGUUAAGAGCCCAGAGCUGGGGGCCCAGCCCAGCGUCUACCUGGCAGUGUCCGAGGAGAUGGAGGGGGUGACGGGAAGGUACUAUGAUGUGAUGACAGAGAAAGAACCGGCGCCCCAGGCCCUGGAUGAGGACGCAGCUCGCAGGCUGUGGGAGGUCAGCAGCAGGCUGGUGGGUCUGGAGGAGGAAGGACAGUCUGGCAACACAAACCCACCAACAGAGGUCCAGAGCAAAGCUGCAGAGACUAUCCCAGCACAGAGACAAGGACAGGGUCCAGGACCAGCUGUCAGUGCUGUGGGGCAGUAGGGCCGCUCUGGCCUCUGGGCCAGCAGGGAAUAAUGGACCUUUAUGGCUUUAGCUGUGCCAGGCUUGUUGGAACAAUUAACCGUCUGAGGCUGUGAGUCUGGUUGUCUGUGUAAAGGCAGGCUUUUGUUCAUGCCUUUAUGUUCCUGCAUCAGGAUAUUUUCUGUAAAACAUGUCAACCUUUGA